CAGCAGUGUUGUCCUCCUGGAGACACACGUGCACUUAAAGGUAUUUAUAUAUGCAAGCUUAGGGAUUUUUAUUCCUAAUUUAUAUCCGUCACUAUUUCUGAGGUAUUUCUUGGUUAACGUUAGCUUGUUAGCUGUGUAACUGUACAGUUUGAAAGAAUGGUAGUGUGUCCAUGUAAUCUUGUUUUAAGUUAGCACCUAUGGUUAGCACAUAGUUAUUAGCUUUAGUUCAACGUUAUUUGCAGUCAUGAAGGGAAAAUGGAAGCAAAACAGCAAAAAGAAAAAAGGAAACGCGGUUUUACAGAAGUACAUGGUGGCAGUGGAUGACUUUAUCAAAAAAAGUGGCACCGAAGAGGGUGAGAAUGACCAUGGAUUGAGAUUCGUAAAAAAGAAAAGUAGAAAGGAGCUUCGAAAAGAAAAACGUAAGUUGAAAAAGGCCAGAAUGAAAAGUCAUUACGAGGGUAAAAAGACCCCCAAUUUACCCACUGAUGCUGGUGACCACCCAGGAACACCAGCUGAUAAGAAACAGCUGCAGAAGAAGAAGAAAAAUAAGCAAAAGGAGACCGCAAAGAAAGAUGUGUCAAAAACUCCAACAGAGAAAUCACACAAAGCACCAUCAUCAUCCCAGAAAGGCACUAAAAUCAAUAAGCUCCAAGAAUCCAGAAAAAAAGCUCUUUUAGAGGCGAAUGAAGAUGAGGACAGAGAAAUUAAGAAACUUGAGCGUUGUCUGGGAUUAAACAAGAGGAAGAACAAGAAAAGUCUUCCUCAGUCCUUUGUGGCUGAUGGGCUGGAUUAUAUCCUGGGUAUGCUGGACUCUGGCUCAUCAGCUGCAGGUAUGUACGAUGAUGAUGAUGACAUGGACGUGGCCAAGGAGAACUUUGAAAAGCUUGAUGAGAAUGAGUCUCAAUCUUCAGAUGAAGAAGGAGAACCUGGACAUGAGAUGGCAGGUGAAGUCAGUGAUGAAGAUAUGGGUUCAUUUGAUGAUGAAAAGGAAGAAGAGGAUGAAAUAGACAGUAAUGAUGAAGAUGAGGGAGAGGAGGAUGAAAUAGGCAGUAAUGAUGAAGAUGAGGGAGAAGAGGAUGAAAUAGGCAGUAAUGAUGAGGAUGAGGGAGAAGAGGAUGAAUAUGAUGAGGAGGAUAACCAAGAAGAGAGUGAUGCUGCUGACUCCGACAAUGAAAACGAGGAGGGAAUGGCAGAAGAUGCAGACACUACAAGUAUUCUGACAGACUCAAAGUCUGGGAUGGUAAAUCCUCCAGCUGGUAAAUAUGUGCCGCCUCACUUGAGAAACACUGGAGAUGAUAAACGUAAGGCAGAGCUUGAGAAACUGAAGAGGAAUGUGAAAGGCCUGCUGAACAGGCUGAGUGAGCCCAACAUGGCAUCUAUCAGCAGCCAACUCGAGGAGCUUUACAUGAGCUGCAGCAGGAAGGACAUGAAUGACACCCUAACAGAAGUGAUGCUAGCUGCCUGUGUCACCCCGACUCUUAUGCCUGACAGGCUGCUGAUGGAGCAUGUCCUGCUUGUCAGUGUCCUCCAUCACACCGUUGGGUUAGAGGUGGGGGCUCAUUUCCUGGAAACAGUGGUGCGAAAGUUUGAUGAGAUGUACAAAAAACAGACUGAAAGCAAGGAGUGUGACAACCUGGUCGCCAUCAUUGGUCACCUCUAUAACUUCCAGGUGGUACAUUCUGUCCUCAUCUUCGACAUCCUCAAACUUCUGGUUGGGACCUUUACAGAGAAGGAUGUUGAGCUGGUUUUGUUUGUGCUCCGUAAUGUGGGCUUUGGCCUGAGAAAGGACGACGCUUUGGCUCUGAAGGAGCUCAUCUCUGAGGGUCAACGCAAAGCCAGUGACAUGGGGUCAAAAUUUCAGGAUCAGACCAGAGUGCGCUUUAUGCUUGAAACCAUGCUAGCUCUGAAGAACAAUGAUAUGAGGAAGAUUCCGGGCUAUGACCCAGAGCCUGUGGAGAGGCUGAGGAAGCUGCAAAGGACUCUGAUCAACCGCAGUGCAGGCGGCAGCGACAUGAAGCUGAGGGUGUCUCUGGAAAAUCUCCUGGCAGCAGAGCAGGUGGGCCGGUGGUGGAUCGUCGGCUCAUCAUGGAGUGGGGCGCCCAUGAUCAGUAAGGAACAAGGGAACGAGACAUCCAAACCUUGCUCAGCUGAAGGACAGUUUAGUGCCAAAGUCCUGGAUCUAGCUCGGAAACAGAGGAUGAACACUGAGGUCAGAAGAAACAUCUUCUGUGUGAUUAUGACCAGCGAGGAUUAUCUGGAUGCAUUUGAAAAGCUGCUCAGGAUGGGCCUGAAGGACAAGCAGGAGAGGGAGAUCGUUCACGUUCUUAUGGACUGCUGUCUGCAGGAGAAAACCUUCAAUGCUUAUUACGCCGUGCUGGGGGAGAAAUUCUGCUCACAUGAUCGACGCUUCCAGAUGACUUUCCAGUUCAGCCUAUGGGACAAGUUCAGGGAGCUGUCCAACCUUCCCAGCAGCACCUUCAACAACCUGGUCCAGCUGGUCACCCGCUUCCUUCAAAGGAAGUGCCUCUCAUUGUCAAUUCUAAAAGUUAUAGAGUUUGGAGAACUCGAUAAACCCACAGUGCGCUUCUUGCGUCAGGUGCUAACUAAACUACUAAAAGAAACCGAGCCUGAGGACCUCGCCAGCAUAUUUGGAAGGAUUUCAGGAAUUCCCAAGCUAGGAAUGCUGCGGGAGGGCUUGAAGCUUUUCAUCAGUCACUUUCUGCUGAAGAACGCUCAGACACAGGGAGCAGCUGAGCAAGCAUCGGUGCUGUUGGAGCGCGCACAGGUCGCCUCCAGAGCCAUGGAGGCCAAAGAGGCCAAGCUCAAACUGUAACUCUCUCACACAGUCACACAAACCCAACAGAUUUAAAUAAAGUGGAACGAAAGAAGGCUGGUAAAGAAUUAUUUCUCAAACCCACAAUUUCUCUGUAGGUAAAUGUUUUUUUAAUAUUGUUUUUUACCUCGGGGAGUUCUUGUACAUAAAUGAUACCAUGAAGAUUUUUUAAUCUGGAUGAUACCCAUGCCUUUGGAGAUGCACUGUGAUGACUAUUUUUUUUAAAUACAGUGUGUAUUUGUCUAGUUCUGCAAUAUUCUGCAAUAAAUAACUAAAUAUGUGCAUAA
This is a messenger RNA of Cheilinus undulatus (humphead wrasse), 3120 nucleotides long. RefSeq names its product nucleolar protein with MIF4G domain 1 (gene nom1). Gene Ontology annotation, cellular component: nucleolus. Lineage: Eukaryota; Metazoa; Chordata; Actinopteri; Labriformes; Labridae. Bases 245 to 2833 code for a protein of 862 amino acids. The record is from RefSeq and is a predicted model, not a curated record. The transcript is spliced from 11 exons. Gene Ontology annotation, biological process: ribosomal small subunit biogenesis. Gene Ontology annotation, molecular function: protein binding; RNA binding.